AUGACCGAUACGACAAUCCCAACGUCGCCGGGCUCCUCAGCUGGUUUCGAUCAGCUGCUCCAAGCUUGGAUUGAUGCAGACGACUCUUUGACAGGGCCGCUCGACGAGCAAUUCAAGCUUAGUCCCGAGAGUGUGGAGGCCGAUUCCUACGGCCAGCAGAUGCUUAAUACAGAGGCUGUGCAAACUGCAGACAGUUCGCGACCCAAGCAGCGACAGCGGUUCUCUGAUGCCCAGAAAGCUCUCUUAAACAACUGGGUCUUGACGCAUUUGGAUGAUCCGUACCUCUCCACUGCUGAAUGUGCAGAUUUGACACAGCAGACGCAACUCUCGGCGACGCAAGUCAGGAUGUAUGUUUCGAACUUCAGACGGCGAAAACUGAACAAAGGCGACGAUAUUGCCCGUGAGUUGGGUGCAGAUGAAGCAAGUCCCGACAGGCAUGUGUCUUGUCACAGUGAGGGAAGUAACAACGACAAAACCUCGCUUGAAGCACGCCCGCCGAGUCUACGCGAAGUCUCCGGCAACUACACUUUCCGGGCUAACUCGCCAGAUGUAACGGCUGUCGACCAGUCUGCCGGCAGUGGGCAGGCGAGACAGGUGCCGACCUACAGUGACUGGACCGGUUCGUUUGUCGAAUGGUACCUCGAAGCGUCGCAGUUCGCAGAUGCGCCAGAGCAGCAGAGCAACUCACGGUUGUGCUCCCCUAACGCGGAGGAACAUGAGGAAUUGCGCUGGACGCAAGACAGUGUUUUCCUCCCUGAUUCUGAGUUCAACAUGACUGUCGACAACAUGUCUGAGGUGGAUAACAGCAGCGAUCACGGCCUCCUACGACGAAGUCCCGGAUCCGUAAGAAGUUCUGCACGAUCAGUGGGAAGCAGACCAGCUUCUAGUAAGUCGGCAACGACAGUAGUGUCAGCGGACAGUCGUGUCUCUAAAGGCUCACGCCGUGGUCGCAAGGCAUAUGGUUCAACGAAGCGCCAGGCAUCCAUCGCCAUUGUCUCCGCGUCUGGAUAUCCGUCCGAUACCAACAUACGGGUGUCCAUCGAGAUGCUGGGCGCAAAUUGCAGCAAAGAGAUUCUCAGGACCAAAGCAAUCAGGUCAAUUUCGGGGAACGCCGAGUACGAUGCGAGCCACGAAAACUUUACCAAAGUCAAUUGCUUAGCUGAUGCUGAGUUCCAGGUCUUGGUCAAGGACACGGGAUUGUUUAGGGACCAUCUCCUUGGCCACAGUAUCUUUUUUGUCUCAGACCAAGAAGAAGGGUUCGAGCAGACCGUUAACGCUGGCCAGGGCACAGUCGUGAUUCGAAGCAGUUUCGAAGCGACAGAAAACAUCGGAAAGACCUCAGCGCUGCGAUGCCCAAUCUGCCGCAAAUCAUUUGCGCGGCCUUACACCUUGAGGCGCCAUGUCACGUCGGUGCACUCGGAACAACAAGCAUGGAUCUGUCGGCCAGUCAAUGACUUUGAGUCUAAGCGCUAUCUACUCUGUCCCGUAUGCUCUGGUGACCCAGAAGUCUGCAGCCAUUCGGAGACGCUCCUGUCGUGCUGGAACCACCCAGAUUCCGAGAGGACUUUCUACCGCAAAGACGCAAUGCGCGAGCAUCUGAGAAGGAUGCAUGGACUAGGGAGUUGCAUGAUGCCUUCCAAAGGCCCAGCCGUAGCUCUCGGACGUGCGCUGUGUCAAUUUGUUUCCCAGCACGAGAGCUAUUUGCCGUCUGCUGAGGAGCUGGAACGAGCCGCUGCAGUGUUCCCAGAAUUUGAUGGUCUGAGUUCGUGGUUCCCUGGUGAACUGUUUGCUGCUGCCCGCCUCUCCUUUCUACGGGACUGCAUCGAUCGAGUACUCUAUCUGAAGGCUGCUGGGGCAGUCUGCAACGUACACUGCCCGUCCGCGAAUGCUGUUGAAACUAGUCUGUACGACAUGCUAGCCAAUGAUGCCGAUCAGGGAGACAAAACGUCCAGGCAGAGUUUCAAUCGUCACAGUCUUGAGCUUCUUCAUCUCAAGAUGUACAUGCGGCCCAGUUUCCGUUGCACGGACUGUGAUCGCUUCGAUCGAUGCUGGCACAAGGCUCUACUGGCGAGUCUGACACAAAACAGGCCACUUGGGAUAACAGGAUUGCUGCUCAGUCCUGUCAACUUUGUGCGCUCCUCGUGCCUGAACUUGACAUCUACAUACCUCACAGUAGAUGAAGCUGACCGGGUCUUGAAGCUGCGUACAAUGCCCCCCUGUGCCAGCCACACACCAUUUGCUUCUCAACCAAUGGCUGCCAAUCAAUCCGAAUCCCUGCUGCCCGGACACUAUUCGCUGGUCAGCAACCAGUCCUCACUGCUUGACACUCAGAUACCGGCUACGGAUAUCUCCUCAACAGCUGCUGACUUCCCAUCUGAGAGUGACCCAAUACCGAGGGAUCCCCGUAGCCCCCCUCAUGUGGAGAGCGGCUCUAGCUAUGAUGACAGCUGGUGGUCACUCAUAUGCAGAGGCGCUCCAACAAGCAUGCAAUUCUUGGACGACGAGUUAUCCGCCAUGUACAUGGACACUAACGAGUCGCCUUGGGGGCAUUCAGACAUGGCAGCAAAUGAUGAAGCGUGCAAGUUUGGAUCGAGUUGA
Molecule: messenger RNA, 2598 nt
Organism: Cyphellophora attinorum
Lineage: Eukaryota; Fungi; Ascomycota; Eurotiomycetes; Chaetothyriales; Cyphellophoraceae
Exons: 1
Coding region: 1-2598 (865 amino acids)
Biological process (GO): regulation of DNA-templated transcription
Molecular function (GO): DNA binding
Source: RefSeq, a predicted model, not a curated record